AGCGUGUCGUAAAAUCUGUGCAUCCGAGAAGUAAACUGCAAUUUCUUCCCAGCUGACACGUUGAAUUAUGAAAUUGUUUUUCUGGCUGCAUUUUGCGCGGAGUUGCUGCAUUUUAAUAUCAGGACGGAGGCUGUGUAUUCUCGGAGGAGGCAGAAAAUUGAACCGGGGCUCUCCGCUAGCUCGCAGGCUUCACGACAUAACGCCUUCCUGUAUCGGAUGACGCGUGUGGACAGAAAGCCGGUAAACAUUGAAGAACACGGGCUGCAGAGGUGCACAGAGGUUCGUCUUGAGCUGUACACAAACGGCGUCUGUAGACACUGUUAUGCCUCAUGAGACUUGGUCCCUGCGAGGGGUUCCCCCUCAGGUCAAACCAGCAACCGGUGGACUUGUCAGUUGCCCUUUCUGCCCUCGGACAGCAGAGUACCCCGCUGUGGCUGCACACCUUCAGAGUCAUCAGAGGUCGAUGGUACAAUAUGAAGGUUUUGACAUUUACAAAUGCCACCAGGCAUGUUUGAAAGACGGUCACUACCACUGCGACUUGUGUCAGAGGGCAAUUGGGAGGAAGGAGCUGUUUGAGAAACACCUUAGAAAGUGUUCUUCAACGUCGAGGGAACAUCAGACCGGAAAAUCUGAUGAAACCGUCAUCAGUGACCCUCUUUCUCCAGAAUCCGAGAUGCACACAGAAAAUGAUUUGAUCUCUGACAAAACAGGCUCAAAAAUGGCGACGUACACAGCCGAAGUCGCUACAGGGCAUUCUGUUGGGGUGGAGGUGAGCCCAGAUAUCCACAUCUGUGGCUUCUGCAAACGGGAGUACACUAACUUUGACGUCUUUCGCGCCCAUAAGCAAAAUGGAUGUUCGUUGCCCACCUCUGAUACACCAGGCACCACUGCACCAGCCUCUCUCACAGAUUCCAGCACUGAUUUUGUUUUUGAGAAGACCAACCAGACGUGCGUUAUGAGAGACGUCAAAAAGAUCCUGACCAAAGCACAAAAAACACCUUCCAAAAAAUUAAAACCUGCCCUGACUUCAAAGAGACACAGCUGCUGUUUCUCAGGUUGCACUUUUAAGACACAGUAUGGCCAAAAAGACAUGGAGCGGCAUCUCAAAACCCACACUGGUGAGAAGCCGUUUGAGUGCGAGCUGUGCCACAAGCGCUUCAGUCGGCGAGACAAGCUCAACAUGCACAGCCGCUCGCACACAGGCGAGAAGCCGCACAAAUGCAAACACUGUCCCUAUGCAGCUGCAGACAGCAGCAGUUUGAAGAAGCACCUGCGUAUCCACUACGAUGAGCGACCGUUCAAAUGCCAGAUCUGUCCUUACGCCAGCCGAAACUCGAGCCAGCUCACUGUGCAUCUUCGCUCGCACACAGGGGAUGCACCUUUCCAGUGCCAACAGUGUGACGCAAAGUUCAAAAUCAACUCAGACCUGAAGCGGCACAUCCGGAUUCACUCUGGUGAGAAACCUUACAAAUGUGACUUUUGCGAGUACCGCUGUGCCAUGAAAGGCAACCUGAAAUCACACAUUCAGAUCAAGCACGGCACAGAGAACUCUUUUCACUGCGUGCAUUGCGACUUCAAGUGUGCCAACAAGACUGCUCUGCGGGAACACUCCAGAGAGCACCAACCCGUUCAGCCCAUUCUGUGUUCAAAGUGCACUUACUCCUGCUCCAGCAAGGGGGCGCUCAAAGUCCACGAGCAGAUUCACUCAGAGGAGCGCCCCUUUAAAUGUGACUUCUGCAACUUUGCCUCCAAGCAGCGCAGCAGUCUCGUCACUCACAAAAAGAAGUGCCACUCGGAUAAGCCCGAGAAAGGCAGUGGCGGUGGGAAGGCGGGAACAGGUGCAGGGAAGAGCGGAGGUGGAGAAUCUCCCAAGCCUGUCAGCUCUCGGUAUCGGGCCAAACUAGAUGCAGCUCGAGCCUUCUGCUGCGACUCGUGCAACGCUUCAUUUGUGCGCGAGGACUCCCUGCGGAGCCACAAGAAGCAACAUAGAGACACUCAGAACGUGUUGCAGCUCCAGCUCUCCACGCCAGCAGAUGCAGUGCGCUUGGUUCCGGUUACAAUGCCACAGAGCAACACUCAGCUUGAAAUUCCCAUCCCAUCCAGCUCCAUGGCUCCUUACAGUAACGCACAGCUCAAAAUCAUCGUGUCUCACCCUUUGGGACAGGAUAACUCCUUAAUCCCAGCUGGAGGGGACAGUCAGAAUAAGACCAACAUGGUUUUGCUCAGCCCAGAAAACCAGGACAUGGUGGUGAACUCCAUCAUCCAGCAGGUUAACCUACUGGCACCUAUGCAACCCCUCGUGUCAUCCCAGACCACAGAAGCCACUCUUGAGCCCCAGGCUGUCCUUUUGACGCAGCUCAGCCCAGAAGAUGCGAGCAACCCUCUCCACCAGGCGCUGCUGCAGACGGCCAUAACCGCUCAGGACUCCAACAGCAACAGCAGCAGCAGCAGCAACACGCAGACUUUUAUCACCACUUGCUCUGAACUGGAGGGCCUCAACACCUUGAUCCAGGAGGGUGGCACCGAGGUUACAGUGGUGACAGAAGGGAACACAACCCUGGUGACGGCAGCGACUCCACCCGACAUGGACCACAUGUCCAAGCCAGCAGAGACACUGGCAGUCGAGGAGAACACGUUACUGGUGCCGAACAUCAGCCUGAGCAGCCAGAACGUGGUCAUCCAUGGCGUCCCGCUGAUCGUGUCCGCUCAGCCACAGCAGAGUGAAAUAGAGCAGCUCUCUCCUCACACACUCUACUCAGAUUCACACACACUAGAACGCAUCCCACAAUGAACGGAGGGUGUUUAUCAUGUCAAACUAAAAAGACUUGAACCGCAUCAUAAGCUAUUUUUCUUUUGCUGGUAAGAACUGGUAGGCCUCAAUUUAGCCACUGAAGUAACAAUACUGUGGACUGAAGCUUAAUAUAGUUUUCAGAUUUUAGAAUAAUUAAUUGUUGUAUUAGCACAAUAGCUCAAUCCAGGAUGUUUUCAUGUUUAACAACGAAUAACUUUUCAUUCUGAAAGCUCAUUCUUUUGGUCUUCACUUCAUACACUUUAUUUCUCUGUGUCAUUUUUGGAGGCGUCAACGUUAAAAUAAACCGUAUUUUAAAUAAACCGAAUGAGUUAUUUUUGCUUAAAAUAGGGUUUAUUUUCAGGCAACAUCAUAGCAGAAACAUCUGAACAAAGACGAAUUACGUGUGAAUCAAAUUCACUUCAAAUUGAAUGUAUUCGCCAUGCAUUUUUAAGGUUUGUCCAAAAGGUGGCAGCAGAGUGACAAGAUUAAAGAGUGACAUGAGGGCCGUGGUGCAGGCUAAUGCUAUUGAUCUUCAAUAUUCUGUAUGUGUAGCUGCUUUUUCGAGGAAUAUUUCUGAGUCCUCAUUGUGAAUGUAGGACAUAGAUGUCGGUUAUAGAGAACAUGAGGCUACAUAUCAAGGUCUUUAGUUUCUAAAAGGCAAGUUGCUCUCCCGAUAGAUUUUUCAAUAAAGUGCCUGUUUUGCUCGUUGCCGUCUAUUAUUGUGGCCAUUUUUACACUCAGCACUUAGUAUUUGCAGAGAGUGGAUGCUGCACCUGAAUAGGAGGCCUCUGAACUGGUGACCAUUGAUUUCUUUCCCGUCUCUCGGCACUAAUGGCUUCACUGAUGCAGCCUCGUCCGUUCGCAGGCUCAGCAUGGCCACAAACUCAGAUGAAGUUGCUUGAGGAUGAGGAUGAUGAUGAUGAUGAUGUUUGCUGGGACUGAAAGUUCACCUCAGAGUUGAUUUGUGUUUCCAACAGGGAGCUGUAGCUGAGGACAGUGUCCUUUGUUGUACAUUCAGAUUGUUCUUUGGCCUCUUUCGUUAAGGAUACCUUUUCCAUGAUAUUCAAUGGACUGAAUAUGAGUGGCUGUCAAGCGUCACUUUAGUACUUACUUUUUCUGUUAUUUUACAGCAUUUAUUAGAGAAAUACUUCUCUUUUUAUUCUGCUAUAUUCAGCUGACAGCUGUGACUGCUGUUUACCUAAAAGAUCUUAUUUGGAGAAAUAUUGUUUUGCAGAUGUAAAAACAGAUAGCAUUGAAGCUGCUAGUUUGCUGAGUUUAGCAUAAGGCCUGGAUAUUCUUUGAUUUAAACUCUGAGUACAUUGAUGUACAAAAGCCACAUUUGCAGUGUAGCUAAGUAUAAAAAUAUAAGAUGUAAGGAUGAAAAAAUGAAACUGGGAUAACAGGAAUGUAUUGAAAUGCAGAGUUAGUAAAACAAAAACAAAAAAACAUCUAUUAGAGCAUUUAAGCUUUAAAACUAAAUCACAAACAAGAAGUCCAGACUAUUUGGGGAAACAAGAUAACUUCCUGUAAAACCUAAACUUGUUUUUUCUUUCUGAGUCAUCAAACUAAAAUGUGUUGAUCAGAGAGCAUUGGAAGCACUGGUAGAUACAUUUUGUUCCCUUUAAUACAAGUCCAGGCAAGUCCUUUUUGAGCUAAAAGUGUGCUGCCUAUAGUUUUAUAUGAAGAUACACUGGAAAAAAAAUGCCUCUCUCAAAGCAAGAAAAAAAAGCUUAUUUCAAAGAACUUUUACCUUGAAAAAAAUCUGCCAAUAGAACAAAUGAAAAACGGCUUGGUGAGAUUUCUUGAAAUAAGAUGUGAUAUUUAGAAGAUUGAGAUCUUAAAAUUAGCUAGGAAAACUUACUUUAAGCUGUAUUUUACCAGGAUUGUCAAGCUUAGGUGUCCUAAAAUAAGCCAGACAUGCUAACAAAUAGUAGUUUUUCACUCAAAAAUCAAUUUCUUCUUUCAUAUAGCCCCCUCAAUUUGAGAUGCAUUAAAUUUAUUUGGAAUUUUUUUUGUAAAAUUCAACUCAAAACAAGACAAUUUCAAGCUUGUUUGACUUAACAAGAUAUUUAAGAUGCAUUGCCUUAAAACAAGUCCCUCCAUCUUGCUGAAAUGUCACUUUUUAAGUGGAAUUAAGUGGGAUGCGACAUUUUGACUAAAAAUAAGACAAAUAGACUUGGUAAGAUUUUGAGUUUUUGCAGUGUAUCCUUAAGGUACAGAUCUAAGCGCUUCUUCCACAUGAAGAAUGUGUCUUUUAUGGGUUUUUUUAAAUCAUUUUCAGGUACAUAAAGCCACAUUACAGUGUAAAAUUACACUCUCUACCUGCACUCAAGCUCACUUUUAGAUUCUACAAAGACCAGUGAUCAGUAGAGUCAGUGGGGACCCUUUUGAACAUUGCGUGUGAUUUCAGGACCAAAGUGCGGCACCUCAACUUCAAGUGGAAGUGCAAAAAAACAGAAAAGAAGCCACUGAAAUUCCACUAUGCAUGAAGAUGAGCGUUGUGUGGGAAAAGCAAGAAGCGCUCUCGGGUGUAUCUCUUUGAUCUAUUAUCUAACAGACUUCCAGGCCAUAAUCUUGAGCACCCUUGAGGAGGAGAGCCCAUCCCCCCCCGGCCCUCCACCCCUCCUUCUCUACAUGUGACAUCAUGGCUGGGUUAAGGGUUUUUUUUUUUUUCUCUGUAGGCUACGACAUCUUUAGAGUGACCGGGUGGGAAACUUUGAACUGCUGUGUAAUGAAACACUAAAAUGUAUUUGUUUAUUUUGUGUAUGUUUGGUGGCAUUUAAGGUGAAAAAUGAAUGACUUAUAUGAUACACCACACUUGAUUUUAAACAGCUUUUCGAUUUCAAAGAACCUAUCAGCAGCUAAUGCUGGUGUUCUGCUUUGGUUUAUGGUUUGGAAACAGUAGCAGGAGUUGCAAACCAACCUCUUGAUACUGUAUGGCACUUCUCAGUUCCUUCCUUCCUGUGUUUGAGAUGUCAGCCUUUGAAUGGGGUCAUAAAUGUCUCCCCAAAAAAGCAAUUUCCACUCACAGCUGCUUAAAGAAAUCGUAAGUUGUGAUGCAUUCCUUCUGGACAUGAACAGAUCCAGAAAGGACCAGGUGAUAGAAGGACAACAGCCAGAGCCAGAUCCCAUGUGAGCUCCGGGAAAGGGAAAAAAAAAAUAGCAGGGUUGGUGCUUUAAAUAGUGUGAAAAUGUCACAGGGCUGUAAAAUAAACCUAAAUGAAUUGAGUAUGUUAAUUUCUUUCAUCAGAGGUGGUUAUAAAUCAGUCACUGAGAGCAAACAGUGUGUUCACGCUGCACUCCUCCAGGUACAAUCUGUCACUUGGUCCAACAAUACAUUUCUGACCUUUGCUUUGUUUGCACACAAUUUGCUGUCCCGUCAGUAAAUGGCAUUGAAUUUCUUAAUGAAAUUAACUGAUUGGUAAAGUAUUGAUAUGGAUUUGUUUUCCCGAUGCAAGCAUCUUUCUUCUCUCUUUUUUUUCCCCCCUUCCCUGUGACACUAUUGACAUCUUAAGUGAGUUUUGAUUUCUCAGUACACUGGAGGCUUUUAUCUUGUCUCUGUUCAAUUCUUUUUGUCUGUGUGAUAGAAAUUCAAGAUGAUAGAGGGAUUUGAUCGGCCGUUUUCAGCCACGUAACAAAAAGACACCUUAAUUUGCCUUUCUGAAUGCAAUGUGAUUAUUUGCUGAGACAUUAUUAAGCUAUUGUAGUGUCUAAGAGUGGAAUCGAUAGACUUUUGGGCAAACUAAGAUUACUUUGCCUGUGCGGGCGGUUUUAUGUUUCAUAUUACAUUUUUGAAAAUGAAAUCAUGCACAAUUUGCAGGCGUUCACAUCGUAGUAACGAGUUUUUCCACACUUUCCGAAAGCUCUGUCACUAUUCUGUGGCUUUCUUUUGGUAUUUGAGUGUUUAGGGUGUUGUUUUUGUCUCCUUUUUUGUCUAUCUCGGCUUGUCAGGAAGCAUUACUCUGACAGCUGUUUUGUUGUUGUUUCUUCAAGAUUGAAAGCAGAGUUUAAGACCAGUCCUCAGGGGGCAGGAAAAUAAGUAUAAUUUUGAGCCACCAGGCAUGGCUGGAGUGAGAGAACCGAAGCCCAUAAAAGUCCUUUAGUGGACAAAAGAAUGCUACGGUAUCUCCUGUUCUUCAGCACAGAGCCACUGGCUUUUAUAAUAAUGCCCUUUAUUCCUUUAUGACAAUGUGGGUUUCACCAUUUAGCGGUGGACCACUGAUUGUGAUCUUGUGAAUGCAAAUAACCAGCUAUCAGCUUUUGUGAUUCAGCGACAAAGACAUUUAGCCAUUGUUUUCCCGCUCUUGUUUCUGUGCCACUAACCCUAAACAAAUGAAUGUUUGCAUGGUUUUGGCCGUGCGCAUGGUGCCAUGCAUUGAAGGGGGCAACAAUCCCUCAAUUGUUUCCUUUUUUUACAUAUUUAGUGGGAUGCAAGUUGUGUUGGGAACACCAGCUAAGUGUCGGGCCAUCAGGUUUGGCCCCGCACAGAUGCUGGAUUUGUUUUUUUAUGCUCGGUUUUGUGACAACCUCUGAUCAUUCUCGCACGUCAGCAUGUUGCUUUGUGUGUUCUCGCUCGGCAUUCUCAGAGUUUGCAGAGCAGGACGGUCAGUUUUUGUAUGGUUGGACAUUUGUUUUCAUCGGCCUGCUAUUACAGAGGGGCUGUUCUUAGGCAUUUCAGAAUUUAGCUGGAGUAGUGAAUCUAUUUAUAAAUGCAAUGCAGAUGAGCAGCUCUUUUUUUUUUACUUUUUGGACAUUUAGAAAGACAAAUACUUGUUGCAAGCGCCUAGCAGGAUUCACGAUUUACACGCUGAUUCUGAAAAAUAAUACUUAUGUGUUGUUUUUGGUGUGAAUAUCGUCAAAGUUGAAGCAGCUGCCUGGUCAAACAAACCUAUUUACAAUUUUAGAAAUUCCUCUGGUUUCAACAGAUGGCUAUGAGCAAGCAAAAUAUGUUCUUUGUUCACACAUGCCUUAUCCUAAAAAAAACAAACAUGAUGGAAAUCUGAUCUUUACACAUCCAAGCCAUUGUUGUAUGUGUGUGUGUGUGCACAUGCAUGUGUAUGUGCUUCAGUGUUUGUUUACCUUCCUUGCUUUCAGAGUGCUUAAUGCACACAGAUACAGCUGCCACAUUCAUUCUUAUACAACAGGGGAAAAAUAAAGCGCUUGUUGGAUAUGGGACAGUUAAAAAAUAGUAUUUUGUAAAUAGUAGCCUGCUCUAUUUUUUUAAGAGCAUCAUUAACAUCUUUUAUUUGUCCCCACAAAAUUUCACUUCAUGCACUGCGUGAGAUUUUUUUUCUCAAGCAACCAAACAAGGCUACGAAUACUAGUUUUGUUUUUAGUUCAUUUACGGUUUCUUAAUUGUGUCCGUCCUUUUCGUCACUGCUGAGGAUUCACAACACCUAUGGAGUCAAUCAGUGGCAGACCCAGGAAAUGUUCUUGUUUUCAUUUUGAUAUGCUGCGGUGUUUCUCAGGAAUGGAGAGGAGAAGAGAGAGAGAAGAUAAGAUUUAAGUUGUGCUUUUCACUGUUAGCAUUUCUAACAAAAGCAGUGACUUCAGUUUUUUUAAACCUUGUGUCGUCCUGCGGGUCGAAUUGGCCCGAUUUAAAGUUUGGAAAUGUGGGGGGAAAAAUCUAUUUCAUCGUGAAACUUCUGGUGUCCACAUGUUCAACAUUUUUGGGAAAUCUUUGAACAUUUUUUUGGUGGAAUGAAAGAAAUGUUAAAACAAAUGUUUCUAAAGAACAUUCACCAAAAAAAUCAACCAAAAUCCAGCAAAUUUCACUGGAUUUUAGUUGAUUUUUUUGGUGAAUGCUCUUAAAGAAAAUAUUAGAAGUUUUACUGAUAUACAGGAAAUCGCUUUAGAUAAUUUUAGGAAUUUUUCUAAGAUUUUAAUAAUUUUUUAGAAAUAUUUUAAAAGUUUUCUUGCCAAAUUUGGAGGAUUUUUUAAAUAAAACUUUUAAGGGAAACUUUUAAGGAAUUAUUGGAAUUUUGUUCCUGAAUAUUUUGCAAAUUUUCAGAAAUUUGGGAAAUUUUUUUUGCAGAAUUUUUUCAGACAUUCGGUGCCCGUAAAUGAAGACAACAGGAGGGUUAAUGUAAAGAUGAUUAAAUGUUGCCUACAUCCCUGUUGAUGCUCUUUAUUUCUCUUGAAAUGAAGCUCUCUUACUGCCACCAUAAUGUCCACCCAACCCCAUGAUCCAAGUCAUCCCCUGUCCAUAUUUGCUGUUUGUUUGACCCCAUAAGGCCACGAACCCUGGCUGAUCCUUCAUCUGAGGACAAAGCUUAUGUUUGCAGUGACAUCAUAAAUGCCUGUGCCGAGAAAACAAUGGCUGAUGAAUUUAGCAGGGAGUCGAGCACAGCGGACAGCAGAGAGAGACACGGAGACGUGGCCUGAAACUUCCACUGUCAUGGAAAGUUUUCAGACGAGGACCCACACCUUGGCCAAACAUGCAGAGUGCUUCCCAAAAAACGGGGCUUAGCUGGAGAUCAGAUUGCUGUGCUUGUCGCAGAGACAGUGGAAGGGGAGGGAGGGAAGCAUCGCUGGGAUCAUCAGGUUAUAACACUAAAUGUUUAUAUGAAGCUCUGUGACUGCUGGAGACAGUCAGAGACGGGGCUCUGCUCCUUGGGGAAGAAAGACGCUUUGUUUUUAUAGGCUGCCUGGAAUGUGUUGAGGACUGUGGACAUCUGCUUUAUUAGCAUAUGUGCAUCCACCCCCAGCUAUGAAUCUGCUGGUGGUCUGAUAAUGUAUCAUACUGUUCCCGAUAUCUGUAAAUACGGACUGUGCGAAUGACAGGUUUGCAGUUCUUUGCACCAUUUAAUUAAUGGGCUGCAUUUCGCAUUCAAUAAUGUACAUCUAAACCUGCAACACAGGAAGCAGCCUGUGAGAAAUGUCUGCUUUUGAAUGCAUGUUUUUUUUCUUUUUUGCUGUUGUUGUUUCAGUUGCACUACCCACAGAUUAUAGGUUGCUGUUUCAGUCUGGCUCUCCUGGAGCUUUUUGGUGUGAAAAUUCCUCAGAGGCAUUCUCAGAGUCAUUCUCAGGUCGUUUCAGAUGCAUCCCACCCAUGCAGUCAUACUGACUCGUGGAUUACCAUUUUCUUUGUUAGGCUAAUUGCAUUAUUGUGGCUUUUUUUAAAAAUCAAGUAGGUGGUGUUUGAGCCGGUGAAUGAAUGUACAAUCGCUUAUGGAUGAGAUUUAUUUCUUCACAUGUAAAUGAAAUGCUUCUUUUUUCACCGUCUGCUGUAAAGUUUCCACAGUCUGGAUGUGACAGUUUAAAUCAUUUCACGGUGAGAAUUGAUUAGGUGUGGAUUCUAUGAGCAAUUGGAAUAAAUGUAAUCUCAGUAUUA
Messenger RNA from Acanthochromis polyacanthus (spiny chromis), 10124 nucleotides. RefSeq names its product zinc finger protein 64 homolog (mouse) (gene zfp64). Gene Ontology annotation, molecular function: DNA-binding transcription factor activity, RNA polymerase II-specific; RNA polymerase II cis-regulatory region sequence-specific DNA binding. Gene Ontology annotation, cellular component: nucleus. The record is from RefSeq and is a predicted model, not a curated record. Bases 323 to 2791 code for a protein of 822 amino acids. The transcript is spliced from 8 exons. NCBI's taxonomy places the organism in Eukaryota, Metazoa, Chordata, Actinopteri, Pomacentridae. Gene Ontology annotation, biological process: regulation of transcription by RNA polymerase II.